Aegilops tauschii subsp. strangulata is the source of this 1035-nucleotide messenger RNA. The record is from RefSeq and is a predicted model, not a curated record. Lineage: Eukaryota; Viridiplantae; Streptophyta; Magnoliopsida; Poales; Poaceae.
CCACCCGGGCUGACCGGGCGUUGCUGCGAGAGAACGGCACCGUUAUUUUAUUAGCCGUUUAUUAGCGCCCCCAUGGCCCAUGGCCGGCGCACCGGGAGCGCGAACACUGGCAGCGGCAGGCAGGCACCACCAUGCUCGGCGCCGUCCUCCGGAUGCGGCUCCGCGUGCUCCGCCGCCACCUCCGCCUCCGCCUCCACGGCCGCAGGCGGCGGCGGCGCUGUCGGUCCCGGAGAGGGGGCGGCGGCGCGGCGGGGGGCGAGGAGGAGGGGGUGCGCGAGCCGGUGCUGCUCGUGUCCGGGAUGGGCGGGUCGGUGCUGCACGCGCGGCGGCGGUCCGACCCCAAGUUCGACCUCCGGGUCUGGGUGCGCAUCCUCCUCGCCGACCUCGAGUUCAAGAAGUUCCUCUGGUCGCUCUACAACGCCAAAACCGGGUAUGUGGAGUCGUUGGACGACGAUGUGGAGAUUGUGGUGCCGGGCGACGAUCAUGGCCUCUUCGCCAUCGACGUUCUCGAUCCUUCCUGGGUGAGUGAGCUUAUGGUUGCUAGUUCAGUGAAUGGAGUUCAAUGGUAGAUCUUUUCUUCCGUUCGUUCGAUGAACUGUACACUGGCGAUAGUUUUUUUUUUUUUGCCCCUUUCUGUGAGCAUGGCCGGUGGGAGUUUUUUGGGGGCGAUUCUUGUGACACUUGGUGUCUGUUAAUUGGGGCAAAUGGGAAGGGAGAAGAGGAAGUGGACAUAUAGAGAUAGAGGGAUCAGUGAUGGAUAUCCGUUUCGUACUGUCGUAUGGAGAGCUUUCUUGUCCUUUUACUUACUAGUGCUCUUGGAGAAUAGAUAACAGGAUAGGGACAGGCAUUUGGUACAUAUGGACUGCACAUUGCAUUUAGAUUGUGGACCGACUAGGAUGAAAAAAAUGGAUUUAUGUGGACCAUGGUUGCUUACCACAGGAAAAAAAAUACUGAGCCGGAGCUAUUAUAGUCCAUCAAAUUUGUAUUUAUAUUCUCUUAACUUCAAGGAAUGAAGUCAUGCUUUCGCUCAUGAAA